AUGUGUCCUAAUAGAGAUUUAUUUUCCACUUAUGAAUCUUAUAAUGGUGUAAUUGUUUUGAUGGACAAUAAUGCUACAAUUGUUUUGUUGGGAUCUACUGUCACAGGUUCGGCUGCAGUUUCCUCAUCAUCAUCUUUGUUUGAUUCUGACAUCACUGAAUUAGUACUGGGUCACUGGAAUUCUGUGAACAUUGUAUCUUUGAAAAGCAAAAAAGAGUUAGCUUCAGUUCUCCAGCAAUCCAUAAGACGCAAGAAACAGACAGGGAAACAGAUUAAACGGCUUAGAACAGAUAAUGACAUGAAAUUUUAUGAAAGAGAAUUUGAUGAAUUUUGCAAGAAUGAAGGAAUUGUUAGGCAUCACACUAUCAGGAUGACACCUCAGCAAAAUGGUAUGGCAGAACGUAUGAACAUAAUACUUUUGGAGAGAGCGAGGUGCAUGAUCUCUAAUGCAGGGUUGACAAAGACCUUUUGGGCAGAUGCGAUCUCUAUGGCUUAUUAUAUUGUCAAUCGUGCUCCUUCUGCUACUCUUAAUUUCAAAACUCCUGAGGAAGUGGAGAUUGAGAUUGGUAGUUCUAGUCCUUCUAUUCAACAAGUGUCAGUAGACGCAUCUGAAUCUACUGAUGAAAAUAAUUCAGAAGAGGAAAAAUAUUCCAUUGCCAGAGAUAGACCAAGGAGGGAUAUUCGACCACCACAAAGAUAUGCAAAUUUGGUUGCAUAUGCUUUGUCUGUUGUAGAAGAAACUGAUAUAGUUGGUGAGCCUACUACCUAUUCAGAGGCAGUUUCUUGUGAUGAUUCUGCUAAGUGGUUGAUUGCAAUGAAUAAAAAAAUUGAGUCUCUUCAUCGAAAUGGAACUUGGGUUCUUGUGAAGCUGCCUUUAGAUAAGAAAAUUGUUGGAAGAAAAUAG
Messenger RNA from Coffea eugenioides, 903 nucleotides. RefSeq lists its product as uncharacterized. The record is from RefSeq and is a predicted model, not a curated record. Gene Ontology annotation, biological process: DNA integration. The transcript has 5 exons. NCBI's taxonomy places the organism in Eukaryota, Viridiplantae, Streptophyta, Magnoliopsida, Gentianales, Rubiaceae. Bases 1 to 903 code for a protein of 300 amino acids. Gene Ontology annotation, molecular function: nucleic acid binding.